UUUAGAAUGUUCCUUGCUUUUCAUUCCCGAGCUGAGUUAGUUUUUGGUUUUUAGGAUAUUUUAUGAUUGUACCGAUCUGUCAAUGACAUCUUAUUUGCCUGGCCGCCCAUUUUCGCACGAUGGCAAUAAGAUAUACGAAGUAGUAAACGAGCGACAAUUCCGCAAGAUAAAUGGUAUGGUGGAGACUUCUUCGCGCGAAAUGCGCGGCAAAAAAUCCUCAGCUAUGCAAGUUGCUAACUUGUGUCUUGAUUUCUCUACUAAAUGAUUUUGUGGUUUUUCUACACAGAUACAUCGGUACUGCAUCCGUACGAACCAGUCGGUUGUUUCAAAGAUAAAAGAAAUCGACGCGUUCUACCAAUACAAGUCAAAUCGUUCUCUGACAUGAUCAACGAGAAAGAUUUGGCCAAUUCAUUCGCCGACAUAAUUCACGCGUGUGCUACUGAAGUCUUUGAGAUUGGCUACUGGUAUUUUGGCGUGGAAUAUCGCCACCAGUGCUGGAGUGGGGUGAACGGUAGUAGGACUUACAACAGAUACGGGAGAUCCGACAAUUGUUCAUCAAAUUAUAGCGUGGGAGCUACAUGGACCAUAUUUGUUUACCGCUUUGUUGAAGUGAAUGGGAGCUGGAGCCAGUGGUCGUCAUGGCAACCAUGCAGUGUGACGUGUGGAGGGGGAAACAGGACGCGGGCUCGCGCAUGCUCUAAUCCAGCGCCAAAAUGGAAUGGAAAAGAUUGCCCUGGGACAAAUCUAUCCACAGAGAGCUGCAAUUUACACAAAUGUAAAGACUCUACAGGAGCUAAUAUCCUUCACAACAAUGGUCAGAGCACUGGGAAAUCCAUUUUGUUACUGGUAGCGAAGAUUUUGGGCAGCUCCAUUUUGGCUUUGCUAUGUUUAAGUGGAGCUUUAUGGUUUGGUUUUAGAUAUCGUAGGAAGAAUCGAUCCAAUUCAGAACUCUUCCAGGAUCCGUGGGAAGUCCGUUUUGAUGACAUUUUGUUGCAUCGGAUUAUUGGAGAAGGAGCGUUUGGGAAAGUAUAUAAUGGCAGGCUUUUGAAACAAACUAUGGAGGUUGGAAAAGGGAGGAAAUCUUUGCAACGUAAGACGGACAAGGAGCAGCAGGAAAUGAAGAUUGGCCUUGCCGUUGCUGUGAAAAUGUUGCAAAAUGGUGCCACAGAAGAACAAAUGCAGGAAUUCCUAGAGGAAAUAAUGCUUAUGAAACAAAUUGGGUAUCACCAGAACAUAUUAAACUUAUUGGCUUGCUGUACCAUGACAAAUCCCAUGUUCCUUGUGGUCGAGUUUGCAAAGAAUGGGGAUUUACUUCACUACCUCAGGGAAAGAAGAGAGCAGAUCGAGCAAGCUUUUGAAGCGACGGGGGAAGCAGCGCCCCACCACUCAAUAUAUCAAACCAAAGGAGCCAUCAAUAAAGGGAGCUUACAUGAAUGCACCAGUGACAAGAACGGAUGUGCAGCGAUUGCUCAUGAGAGUAUCAAGAAUGAUACUGACAACGUUCGUGACGAUGAUACUCUCUCACCUGCUGACCUAAUGACGUUCGCAUGGCAGAUAGCGAAAGGAAUGGAGUUUCUGUCAAGGCAAGGAUUCGUCCAUCGUGACCUGGCGGCGAGAAAUGUUCUCGUUUGUGAAGGCAAGCUAGUGAAGGUAGCCGACUUUGGAUUGUCGCGUAACGUGUACGCUGGGAAAGUGUACCAUUCUAAGAAAAGCAGAAAACUACCAAUCAAAUGGAUGUCUCCGGAAGCCAUUCAUGAUCAGUUGUUCAACGCAGAGAGUGACGUGUAAGUUUAAAACUAUCACGUGAAGGGCGGAGUCGGCUAGGUUCUUAAUCAGCGGUUAAAUCAAAUCCAAGUUAACAGCUACAUACCGGGUUUGGUGAUUUAGGUCUCUAAAUUAAGAUUGCUUAAGAUAUUCUUGCGUUUUUUGGCUACAUAAUUUGGCGAGAAAAGUAGUGAGAGAAGGAAUAAAUUUGCAGUGUUCACUGUUCAAAAGCGACGUUGUAACGUGUUACCUGUAUA
Molecule: messenger RNA, 2021 nt
Organism: Orbicella faveolata
Lineage: Eukaryota; Metazoa; Cnidaria; Anthozoa; Scleractinia; Merulinidae
Biological process (GO): positive regulation of kinase activity; cell surface receptor protein tyrosine kinase signaling pathway; protein phosphorylation
Cellular component (GO): plasma membrane; signaling receptor complex
Molecular function (GO): transmembrane receptor protein tyrosine kinase activity; ATP binding
Source: RefSeq, a predicted model, not a curated record